GCGAAAAUGAUGGUGAUGGUGAUGAGAGAAAUUCCCAAUUUUUGGUUUCAUGCUUAAGCAGAAAAGGAGUUUACGGGAACAAAACACGAACUUUGAUGUGGCAGUCAAUGAUUAGGAAACGAGGUCAGAUCUUGUUGUUUUGCUGCGAAUAUAUAAACGAGAAAUAUGCUGGAUUUUUGGAGGCGAGUAGGUUGGACGGUGUGCCUCGUCUGGGAUGAGACGGUCCUGAGUCAUGGGAUGGAAGGGGAUCUGAUCUCGAGGGCAAGGGCUGGGGGAGGAAAUGUGGGCAGUGCUCGGCUCUCAGCGCUCGCGAAGGCAGAAUCGUUGGAGGACGCAGCAACCAGGGCCAGCAAUCGCUGUUCACUCGACAGGCUGGUGCAGAGGCGCAAGACUUCGACGACCAUGGCAAGCUUACUCCAUUUAGCGACCACCUUGUGGCGGCUAUGCCACGAGUCACAUGGUCGACUCAUCAGCGCCAUCCCCUUCAGAUUAUAUUUAGCUUUUGUCUCCGGCCUUAUUUUAGCUGCUGCUUCUGCUGCUGCACCCCCUCUUCUCAUGCGCAUCACGUUCGGUCUAAUCUCCUCUCUCAGCUUCCGUAGGACCGAACCCUCCCUCCCUCCCUCCUUUCCUCCCUUCCUCCAUUCUCACUCUUCAGCCCUCGACUCUUCAGCUCUGCACGUGAACCGAGACGUCGCUGCUGCUGCUGCUGCUUUAUCUGAGGAAAAAGAAUAAUCAGAGUCUCGAUGGACAAAAUAAAGAGGCUCUGGGUCUGGGUCUGGGUCUGGGAGAUAGCGCGUUCAUGGGAGACCUGAAAAAGUGAACGCCAUUAGUCAGCAUAGUGUUCUGCAUCAAACUCCGCAUGCUUAUCGGAAUUCAACGAAACUGUGCCGGAAUUCUCAUCCUCCACGUCUCAUUCUACUGCUAACUUAUCGACUCUGCACAAGUUUAGCUUGAGAGAGAUGACGUUCAGGUAGAUUGUGCAUGCACCUGGUGUGGAUAGCUCAUCCGGCCAGAUAGUCAUCCAGGCAGGCAGCCAGCGGGCUAAUUAUCAGCACCGCCAUACUAGACAGCAUGGUAGCUACAAUCCAUUCAUUUCGAUUUUCUUUGUCAUCUGUUGGCACUUGGAUUCCAUAAGUACCUGAAUUUCAAUUUGCUGAUGCUUUGUGCACUUAUAACAAUAAUAAUUUCUCAUAAUCAAGAUGAGGGUCGCCUCGCUAGUGCAGUAAUGAAUGCUUGUGGACUCGUUCCACUUCAUUUCAACAAAGCGGGAAGCGGUUUUCUGCGUCAAUAUAAAACCUUGAACGAAUUGAGACAAAUGUCAGAACCCGUAAGGAAGGAAGGAGUGUCAAUGGUGGGCACGUCGUCGUCCUCGGCAUGCUCUGGCUCAUGCCGAGCACAACGUACUCAGGUGGAACGCAUGAAUUCAAUUAACAGCCGCAGAGCAUGAGAUCGUCACCAUACACCCACCCACGCACGCACGCAGUCCAUGCAUUAAUGCCCUGAAAUUAGUAGAUGAGGAAGAUGAAGCAAUUGGGGCGGACGUGCAUGGUGGACAGUUAAUGAUUGCCAAGUGACAACGAACGGAGCGGAACAGAGCAGAGCAAGAGGGCGGGGACAUGCAGAAGGCGUCGAUGCGAUGCGCAGGAAGUGGGGAGAGAAGACUGUAGGCAGCAUAAAGCAUAGAGCGAUGCGUUUGGAGUCCGAGCUUGCGAUCAAAGGCUGGGGGAGGGAUCGGGACGAGGAGAACCUGCGAGAUUCGAGACGGAUCUCCCCGGCCCCGAACCAGCUUCGAGCGCAAGGCAAGGCAAGGCAAGGCAGGGCAGGGCAGGGCAGGUCAGGACGAGCAGAGCAAGCGCGUUCGUGCCCGCGCACAGUGGCGGCGUGUGCAGUCGGUGGGACACGAGUCCAGGGCUCGAGCCGGCUGAUCGAUCGACGACGACUGGCCAGCGCAUGACUGCGAGCGAGGGUCGGAUCCCGAGACAGUCAUUCGUAUCCAGAGUCUCUCUCUCUCUCUCUCUCUCUCUCUCUCUCUUUUUCUCUCUCUCGCUCUCUCGCACGAAGGUUCGGAUGCUGGUGGCACCACCAGCACCAGCCACAAGAGCCACAACAGCGAUCGCUGCCCCGCUCGGUCGGUCAGUCAGGCAUUCAGUCAAUCAGUCAAUCACCCGACGAUCGGAUGCGGUCGACCCGGGCGGGCGAUGAUGGGUCCUCUGUAGCAACGCUCCGGUUCCGGAGAGACAUGCUGCACAGGAGCGCUCACUGCUGAUGAGAGCUCGUCGCCGGGUUUUGGCAUCGAUCGAUCUUCUGGCCCCUGAGACUUCUUCCACUCUCUCUUUCUCUCUCUCCUUCUCUCUCUCGCUCUCUCUCUCUCUCCCUCCGCCAUCUCGGUCUCGGCUGAGUCUGAUCGAGAUUCUGGGCAGGGUCGUACUUAAAGGGAGGGAAUUGGUCUCUGGAGUUUCGUUUCGUUUCGUUUCUCGAGUUAUGUAGAGUAGAGUAGAGUAGUGGGGAGGAGUGGAGUGUAGAUCACAUCGAUGGACAGAUGUGGAGUGCAGUCGAUGUGGCCGGCUGCUAGGGGCUAGAGCGAACUCAUGCGAUUGGGCUGGAAUGCGAGGACUCGUUGCUGGUCCAUCAGGAAGAGGAGGAGGAGGCUAGAGAAGAAGCUCGACGGUGUUGUGUAGCAAGCAACACCCGCGCUCGUGCUCGUGCUCGUGCUCGGUGAGUUGUAGCACGGAGCAUCAUGAUUCCGAGGGUUCUCAAGGCGUGCUGGUACCCGAAGGAGAACCUCGGUUGGAUCACUGGCCGGCGCCGCAAGGGCCUGCCGGGCCUCGAUGGCGACCAGUGCCUCAUGGGCCCGCGCGACUCCACCAGUGAGAGCCCUGAUUGGCUCGCAUGCAACGGCUACAUGCCCGACGUGAAUUCGCUCCGUGGGUCCGAAGUCAGCUACGCGAUCUACGUGAAGGACGGGCUGGGCGAGUGGGCGCUCAUGCUGCCCCCGCCGCCGAUCCCCGUGGACGCGGUGAUCGACUUCGAGGAACUGCGUCGGUCCAUCGGCGCCAGUCAGGCGGAGGUGAGGCGGCGCAUGAGGGAGCCCAUGAACCAGAAGGGCAAGGGGAUCUGGUUCAUCGACAACGUGGUGCCGACGUACCUGCGCCACGUCCUGCUCACGCGGUUGGACGCCAUCGCCAACAAGCCGCACAAGGACUUCCACCCGGGCACGGACCACAUGGUGCAGGACCUCAUCCACCCGUCGCUCUUCUCCUACAUCGAGGGCCUGUCCCCGGUGAAGGACCCGACCACGUGCCCCGCCACCACCAAGUACCAAAACUGCAGUCCUCGCGACCUCCUCCGCCACCGCGACCACGGCAGCCUGGAGCGCGAGUUCGAGCAGCGCCGCGACGACGAGGAGUCCAAGUACCAGUGGCUGCCGUCGCAGUUCCACGUCAGCCCCAAGGGGUCGGUCCAGAUCAAGUCCUACGUCAACAACCUGGACGGCGAGACGAACGCCGACUUGUACACGGCCAUCGAGCUGAUGUUCGAGCUGUUCCUGCCCAUGUUCGAGAACAUUCUGCCAGGCAAGCAGCUGCGCGGGCGCGAGCUGCAGGUCAUCGUCAAGGCGGCCAACUACGUCAUCCAGCCCAAGGGCCACAUGUACGAGGGCGUGUGGCACGUGGAGGGGCUGGCGCACGAGCACAUCGUGGCCUCGGGGCUCUACUACUACUCGACCUCGGCCUGCCUCAAGGACGGCGGCCUCGAGUUCCGGCCCUACCGGCGCGACCGCGAGCUCAACCCCACGCCCGAGGGCGAGCUGGCCGACGACGUCGAGCACCUGCCGGAGCUACCGGAGCUACCGCGCGACGCCCGCUCCAACCGCGGUCGCCUGGCUAGCCUGCGACGGCGUGAGUGGCUGCGCGUACGCAGUUUGGUGGCGUCGGUGCCGACGCUCGAGCACCGGCUGCUCGUGUUCCCCAACAAUCUGCAGCACAAGGUGUCGGGCAUCGUGAACGACAGCGAGAGCGAGGUGGGCGUGAGAAAGACGUUCAUGUUCUUCCUCGUGGACCCGGACGUGGAGAUCGUGUCCACGCGCGACGUGCACGAGCAGCAGUGGGACAAGCUGCGCCCGCAGCAGCGCGCUGCCCUAAACGAGGUCGCGCAGGCCAUCAUCGGCCGCAGCCUCCCCGUCGAAAUUCUGGACGAGAUCAUCUCGCGCGCUAAGCGCGGCCUCACCAUGGCCGAGGCCCGCGCGCACCGCCUGCAGCUCAUCAAGGACCGCCACAUGAAAUUCGCCUUCGACAACGAGGAUUACUCCUGAUUUGAUUCCUCCCCGAAUUCUCGACCUCGGACUCAUCCGGACUUCUCAUUCAGCUUUCUUCUUUGCAUCUGAAUUUAUCUCUUCAUCGAAGGAUGUGCGUAUGAUCAUCUUCGCGCCUGCACGUUUGCCUGAAGUCGAGGGCGAUCGAUCGCCCUUUUGGCAUGCCUUUUUGGAUGGAUCGAUGGGGCAGAGACAUUUGUGGACCUCGCUCUCCCCUCGCCGCCCAAAAUCUGCAGUUGUAGAAGGCCUUUUUGGACCCGAGUUCUCUCAACUGGCGUAGCAGACGACCGAACUCUUUCGCAAUUGCGGUGGAUUGAGUCGCAAUGCGCCGCUCGAUGCCGACUCAUCCAUGGAUGCCCCACUCGGAGGUGCUGGUGCUACACAUGACGAUGUGUAGAUACAACUCUUGGGAUUGGAACAAGAGCCGACGAGAGUGGAAGGAAGGAAGGAAUGAGAGUGGCAGAUUCUCGCCUGACCUGCCGACUUCCGUUGUAUAUGUCACAGCUGCUCGAUGGCUCCGUUUCAGCUUGUGACUUCAGCAGCACCUCGAGGAUCCGAACCUCUGGCAUGUUUCCUCGCAGGGACCUUGGAUUCUAAGCCUCAGCCGCCGAAGCAGAAGCAUUAGUAGCUUCUGAUGACAAUGAUGAUCAAAAUGACGCUGCUAGUGACAGAGUUUUACCAGUGGUAGGCGCAUUCUCGGAUUCGCACCUUCUGUGUACAUGACACGUCGAUUCACGCUCAGGAUCGACCACGAGGAUCAUAGAGCACACGCAAAAGGAUUAUCUCACCUGGAUGCAUGUUGUGUUUCGUGUUCAUGUAAGAUUUUUACGUGUAAAAUUACCGUAGCACAGAGGCACUCGGACAGCCUGUUUUCAAGACGUGCCUUUGUAUGAACAUAACCAUCUCUGUCGGUCCCAUCUCUGUGGUCGAUGCCGUCGCCAACACUUGACAAUUAGUUCAACGCACUCAUUCUGUAUGCCCAACUGAUUGCCGAGAUGGCUCAUGGAUGGAGGUUUGCUGCUCCCUUUAGCCCUCCUUCUCUGCACAAACGCUGGAAGUGGAUCAUCCCCUUCGCCAAUUCCGCCUUGUGAUUGUCCUACCUCCGAAGAAUAAACGCGCUGGGCCGAAAGGUUUUUUCAUAAUCACGGGAAAAUGUCAUUCUCGUGGAAGGGAAUGCUGUCCAGCUUCUCCUGGGGAAUUGAUCGCUGCUGUCGUACAUCAAAGGACGACCAGGAUUCUUGAGAGCAAGGAACAACUGAAGCUGAAGCACAUUCCUUUACCUUCUCAUCCCAGAGACAACACCAACUAAACCAAAGCGAGAAGCUCCAGAAUCACGCCCGGUGUUCGAUUUGCACUGCGUAUAACAGAGAGAAGAGAUUUGUAUCAAUGAGAGACGAAACACUAUCUGACAGAAAUUGGAGAUGAAGACCGCGCCAGAAUUCCUGGAUCUUCUGGAAGGAGAGAAGUCAUGCGAUUCAUGGAAGAACUGAGAGAUAAAAUAUAACGCAACGAGAGGACGGAGUCACAGAAGAUCGACAACAUGCGCAACAAGACAACGAGAUGCGGUUAGCCAGCCAAGCCCACCAGAUUUUGUAGGUACAAGAGCAAGAGGAAAAAGACAUUGAGGUGUUCUGGAGCCAAGUAGGAAAACAGAACAGAACAUCGAUCGUGGGAAUGCAUACUUGCAAAUGAACGAGUCUUCUCUCCAGAACUGCAGUAUACUUUCAUCAGUAGACUUUUGAUUUUGGGCCAAGCAGAGAGGGAGCAUAACUUGAAGGAAGGGUGCACAGGGACAUGUGGAACUCAUCACCAUCACAAAGGGAAGAACAUUCUGGAAGAAUGGGAACCUCUUGGUCCUGGAAAGGAGGAGGAGGAGAGGGGGCAAGAAGAAGGCAAGACGAGCAAACCGUUAGGAUUCUGAUUGGAUUUUGCUUCACCGUUCGAGCCGAACAAAUGAUCCAACGCGACCGGUGUAAGCAAGGGUUAUGGCUUAGGCCCCCACUCCAUUGCACCUACCUGCACCGUGUUCUCAGCCUAAUAAUGCCUCACCAAAGAAGGCGCUAAUGCACCCGGCGAGCAGUUUCCUUGCCGAGCUGGGAACCUUCUCAGCGGGUGCUCUCGUUUAAGUCCUAUGCAGAAUUUUCUUCACCUUGAUUUUUGCACCUGUGGUAAUCGGAUCGUUUUGUCAAAUCCCUACUAGAAAUUCAGUUCCCAGCUCAUCAUUCGACAGGCGAGAUGAAUCAU
Marchantia polymorpha subsp. ruderalis is the source of this 6553-nucleotide messenger RNA. NCBI's taxonomy places the organism in Eukaryota, Viridiplantae, Streptophyta, Marchantiopsida, Marchantiales, Marchantiaceae. The record is from the annotation of a GenBank genome assembly.